Messenger RNA from Ostrinia nubilalis (European corn borer), 4322 nucleotides. RefSeq names its product cyclin-dependent kinase 9 (gene Cdk9). Gene Ontology annotation, cellular component: nucleus; cyclin/CDK positive transcription elongation factor complex. NCBI's taxonomy places the organism in Eukaryota, Metazoa, Arthropoda, Insecta, Lepidoptera, Crambidae. The record is from RefSeq and is a predicted model, not a curated record. Bases 164 to 1372 code for a protein of 402 amino acids. The transcript has 7 exons. Gene Ontology annotation, biological process: positive regulation of transcription elongation by RNA polymerase II; protein phosphorylation. Gene Ontology annotation, molecular function: cyclin binding; ATP binding; RNA polymerase II CTD heptapeptide repeat kinase activity.
UUUGAGCAACCUGUUUGUUGUUCUCAUUCGUGGUAUUUUUUGUGGUAUUUUUUAGCAAUUUGGGGAAAGCAAUUCCUAAAUUCAGUCAGUUGUAGUUUAGUUAGUGUCGAGGUGUGUCGUUUUCCCCGGGAGUGAAGUUAAAACUACCACGAUUACGUCUAAAAUGCAAAGCGUGAGCGCCCCUGGGGGGCAGGCUCCGCCAGUCAUCAGCACAAGUUCGACGAUCCUGAAUAUGCGGGAAAAAGAGAAGUACGUUGAAGAUUUCGAGUUCCCAUUCUGCGAUGAGUCUUCCAAAUACGAAAAAGUGGCCAAGAUCGGUCAAGGAACCUUCGGAGAAGUUUUUAAAGCUCGAGCUCGGAACAGUAGUAAAAAAUUCGUGGCAAUGAAGAAAGUACUCAUGGAUAACGAAAAGGAAGGGUUUCCUAUCACUGCCUUGCGAGAAAUAAGGAUACUACAGCGUCUGAAACACGAGAAUGUUGUGAAUUUGAUCGAAAUAUGUCGGACUAAGGCUACACUGCACAAUAAGUACAGGUCAACUUUCUACUUGGUUUUUGACUUUUGUGAGCACGAUUUGGCAGGUUUAUUGUCGAAUGUGAACGUGAAAUUCAGUCUCGGCGAGAUUAAGAAGGUCAUGCAGCAGCUAUUGAAUGGGUUAUACUACAUUCAUAGCAAUAAGAUCUUACAUAGAGAUAUGAAGGCUGCCAAUGUUCUGAUUACCAAGAACGGUAUCUUAAAACUCGCUGACUUCGGUCUGGCGCGUGCCAUCAGUGUAGCCAAGUCUGGACAGGCUAACAAGUAUACAAACAGAGUUGUGACAUUGUGGUACAGGCCUCCGGAGCUGUUAUUAGGUGACCGCAACUACGGCCCCCCAGUGGACAUGUGGGGUGCGGGAUGCAUCAUGGCCGAAAUGUGGACACGGUCACCCAUUAUGCAGGGUCCAACGGAGCAGCAGCAACUGAUCCUGAUUUCUCAGCUGUGCGGUUCCUGCACGCCGGACGUGUGGCCUGGCGUGGAGAGCCUGGAUCUAUACAACAAGAUGGAACUGCCCAAAGGACAGAAGAGGAAAGUCAAGGAAAGGCUAAAGCACUAUGUGAAGGAUCCCUAUGGCUGUGAUUUACUAGACAAGCUGCUGCAGUUGGACCCGGCGAAGAGAUACGACGCGGACACAGCGCUCAACCACGACUUCUUCUGGACGGACCCGAUGCCGUGCGACCUGGCGAGCAUGCUGGCGCAGCACACGCAGAGCAUGUUCGAGUAUUUGGCGCCGCCGCGACGCCCCGGGCACCUACGUCACCACCACCACGUAGCGGGAGCGCAGCCUAAACCGGCGCAACCGGUGCAGGACUCCGGCUACCAGGACCGAGUGUUCUAACGGCGCCGCCGGUAGCGCCCCGCCGGCGCCGCGCGGCCCGGCCCGCCUGCGCGCUACUCCAAGUACCAGGAGGUAGGUGUGACGCCCCGGCAACGCCCCGCAACCGGUGCAGGACUCCGGCUACCAGGACCGAGUGUUCUAACGGCGCCGCCGGUAGCGCCCCGCCGGCGCCGCGCGGCCCGGCCCGCCUGCGCGCUACUCCAAGUACCAGGAGGUAGGUGUGACGCCCCGGCAACGCCCCGCAACCGGUGCAGGACUCCGGCUACCAGGACCGAGUGUUCUAACGGCGCCGCCGGUAGCGCCCCGCCGGCGCCGCGCGGCCCGGCCCGCCUGCGCGCUACUCCAAGUACCAGGAGGUAGGUGUGACGCCCCGGCAACGCCCCGCAACCGGUGCAGGACUCCGGCUACCAGGACCGAGUGUUCUAACGGCGCCGCCGGUAGCGCCCCGCCGGCGCCGCGCGGCCCGGCCCGCCUGCGCGCUACUCCAAGUACCAGGAGGUAGGUGUGACGCCCCGGCAACGCCCCGCAACCGGUGCAGGACUCCGGCUACCAGGACCGAGUGUUCUAACGGCGCCGCCGGUAGCGCCCCGCCGGCGCCGCGCGGCCCGGCCCGCCUGCGCGCUACUCCAAGUACCAGGAGGUAGGUGUGACGCCCCGGCAACGCCCCGCAACCGGUGCAGGACUCCGGCUACCAGGACCGAGUGUUCUAACGGCGCCGCCGGUAGCGCCCCGCCGGCGCCGCGCGGCCCGGCCCGCCUGCGCGCUACUCCAAGUACCAGGAGGUAGGUGUGACGCCCCGGCAACGCCCCGCAACCGGUGCAGGACUCCGGCUACCAGGACCGAGUGUUCUAACGGCGCCGCCGGUAGCGCCCCGCCGGCGCCGCGCGGCCCGGCCCGCCUGCGCGCUACUCCAAGUACCAGGAGGUAGGUGUGACGCCCCGGCAACGCCCCGCAACCGGUGCAGGACUCCGGCUACCAGGACCGAGUGUUCUAACGGCGCCGCCGGUAGCGCCCCGCCGGCGCCGCGCGGCCCGGCCCGCCUGCGCGCUACUCCAAGUACCAGGAGGUAGGUGUGACGCCCCGGCAACGCCCCGCAACCGGUGCAGGACUCCGGCUACCAGGACCGAGUGUUCUAACGGCGCCGCCGGUAGCGCCCCGCCGGCGCCGCGCGGCCCGGCCCGCCUGCGCGCUACUCCAAGUACCAGGAGGUAGGUGUGACGCCCCGGCAACGCCCCGCAACCGGUGCAGGACUCCGGCUACCAGGACCGAGUGUUCUAACGGCGCCGCCGGUAGCGCCCCGCCGGCGCCGCGCGGCCCGGCCCGCCUGCGCGCUACUCCAAGUACCAGGAGGUGCUUUUCAAUACUGCGCCCGGCUACUCGUCGGGGCUGGAGCCCGUCGCCCGCGCCCGCAGCCCCCGCGGAGACCCGGCUUUCGACCGGGGGUUCUAGGCUCGCUGGACAUAGCAAGGACAUACACAGUUCAAAUAGUUAAAUAAAAACAAAGUUCCAAUUUUAAACAUUUUCGGACAUAAGACUUAAUAGAGUUUCCAAUGCGAGACGCUGCCUUCCAGGAUCGGGGGUUCUAGGCUCGCUGGACAUAGCAAGGACAUACACAGUUGAAAUAGUUAAAUAAAAAAAGUUCCAAUUUGUCAGCCCCCGCGGAGACGCUGCCUUCGACCGGGGGUUCUAGGCUCGCUGGACAUAGCAAGGACAUCUGUUCAAAUAGUUAAAUAAACCAAUUUUAAACGUUAACUAAUAAAAAGUUCCAAUUUGUCAACAUUUUACGCGCGUAAGACUAAAUAGGGUGUAAUAAAAAGGCUUCCAGUUUCCAAUGCGGGACGCUGCCUUCCAAGACAGAGGGUUUUAGGCUCGCAUGGACAUAGCAAGGACAUACACAGUUUCAAAUAGAUAAAUAAAAACAAAAGUUCCAAUUUGUCAACAUUUUACGCGCGUAAGACUAUAAUAGGAAUAAAAGGAUGUAAUAUAAUUACACAUAAACAAAGCAAGUUCUAAUUUAUUAUACCAAGUUCCAAUUUGGACUGUUAAACAUAGCAAAUUAAUUGAUUGAAAACAGCAAAAACAAAAAAAAAAUAUCUUUGUUUUUUGACAUAAAGCGAGGUUUAGACUAGUAAUCAAACUUGCAGAAGUUGACUUCCGCAAGCUGUCACCACUGUAAAUAGCCGCGGCAAGCCAACUUCUGCAAAAUUUAUACAGUGGUAGCUUGCAAAGUCCAUUCCAUUUCUGCAAAUGUUAUUGCUAGUCUAAACCGUGCCUUAGACUUAAAAUAUAGGGUGUAAUAAUAAGGCUCAUGGAUCUAGUUAGUAAGUCGCCCUUUUAAGUAUUUCUAAAACAGGUUGUCCUUUGCAAGUUCGAUAAUAUGUCUAAAAGGUCACACUGUAUCAUUUUUACACUGCCCAAAGUUAUCCAUGCUGGAUUUGCUCUUUGCUACUUAUAUUUUAAAGUUCUGAGUAUAAUAUAAUUAUAGUAUAGUACAAUAAUAUAAAUGGACAUCCAAUAUGAAUAAGAUUGUAACUAAAAUUACACGUUUUUACAACUUUCAACAGUCUAUUCAGUUACAAUGUUAUUCGUAUUGUGCGUCAAUAUAAUAUUAAUCAAGCAAUACAAUGUGAAUGAAACAUUAUUAAUAAUAUGAAAACGUACGAGUAUAUGCCUUAUGUAAAUGAAAAAUUGUAAUAGUGCAUUUUAUAUGAAUUAGCGAUUCCGUUUAAAACCGUAGUUAUGUUCAUAAUCAACAAUAACAAUAUUGAAUAAAUAUGUAAGCCCUUACGUGUAGAUUUAAUAUUGCUAUAAUACGUCUAAAAUAGGCGAUAAAUGAUCAAAACAUGUUUAGAGUUAAAUUUUAGUUUUUAACUGAAGCUAGAAGUGAUUGUAGGCUUAAGAAUAUGACUGUAAAAUACUUAAUGUAAAUAAAAACAUUUGAUUUUGUAAG